This is a messenger RNA of Dufourea novaeangliae, 873 nucleotides long. RefSeq lists its product as uncharacterized. The transcript is spliced from 4 exons. Lineage: Eukaryota; Metazoa; Arthropoda; Insecta; Hymenoptera; Halictidae. The coding region runs from base 1 to 873 and encodes 290 amino acids. The record is from RefSeq and is a predicted model, not a curated record.
AUGGAAGCCAGCAUAGCGAGGACCACGACAGGGAGAUGCUAUUAUCUGGAUCGGGAACAUGGUUAUAAGCCACUGAGAGAGCUGGGCCGAUUGUGCCUCGGUACGGGUGAGCAGAGCAACGUCGUCGCGGCGGAAGUCUUGCCGGAGACACGCAGCGGACUUCCUCUUCUGCAAGUAUGGCCGAGCGAUUCGCCGAGAGGCGAGGCGGAUGGACAGGCACAGGCGUUCGUAUUCCCGGACGUUCACGAGAGCGUCAACGACAGCGGCAUCGAAUCCAUCCAGGCGUCGCCGUCGCCGUGCGGCGUGUCGAGCACUAGUCCCGCCGCGACGCCACAGCAAUCCCGUCGCGCCAGUCUCCUCCAUCCGGACCACGCUCGGCUGCAGCUGCAUCAUUUGCAUCACAAUCACCACAAUAAUUCCGGGUCUAAGAGCCCGCCGACACCGGACCGGGCCUCGAUCGACGAGGAACCGCCCCCGCUGCCGCCGAGCCCUUCGAGUUCAACCACCAGCAGCCUACGUUCGAUGCCGAGCUCAGCGAUCACCUCGAUGCACUCGCAGGACCGACGACGUAGCAGCAGGUACAGCAUGUUCGACGCCCUGGACCUGGAGUACGCGUUGCUGAGGGCGGCAGCCCGUGGCUCGGUGGGUCCGUAUUCACUUUCUGAGUCCCUGCAUAAGCUGACGUUCACCCAGAGCUUGGCGUUUCCCGCGCUGGCCCGCGGUCUCGCCUCGAAGCAGAGCGUGCCUACCAGAAGGCCGCAGCAGCACACCGAAAGCGGUUUGAACGCGUUCGCGAAAGUGGUGACUGCGCUGGUGCUGGUGCUGGUCAGCGUGCUGGUGUUCGGUGUCGUGUACAAGUUCGUGAGGACGUGA